AUGGCCGAGGAACAAGAAUCAGCGCGAACGUUGUCAAAGACGACGUUCAAAGCGUUUUGCCGCCAACUCGAAAAAGCAAUCAGAAGCGAGAAUGCAUCCGCAUCAUUCGCUUGUGGAGGCACUAUCCCAAUCAAGGGUACCAAAGCAACCGAACAGACCAAGAGCACCCAGGAAGCAAAAGCCCAAGACAAUGGAGUGGCUCAGUUAUCUGAUCCUAUCAACAUCUUCUGGGAUUGCAAAGAUGCCACCGGGGGAGGAAAACGGACCCUUCCCUUUGACUGUUCUUCCGAUGACUCUAAUGCAAAACUUCAUCUGUUUGUUGCCGAGUGUGAACCUGCUGGAUUUGGUAGAGGUCAAGAAGCUGUCAUGGACCCAAGUUAUCGCCGGGCUGGGAAACUUGACACUGAUCACUUUAUGACCAGCUUUUAUCCUUCGGACUUUGGCAUUGUUGAGCGGAUUCAGCAAGUGUUGACCCCUGAUGCCGUAGAUGAUGAGCGACAAGAGUUUCGGCGGAUCAGAAUGGAACUCUACAAGUUGAAUGUGUAUUCCGGUCCCUCCGGUCUCUUCCAGAGUCACGUUGAUACUCCACGCUCUGAAAGCCAGAUUGGAUCCCUGGUCGUGUGCUUGCCAUCGCCUUUCAAAGGAGGCAACUUGAUGGUUCGACAUGAGGCCUUUUACAGCGAUUGCGAACAUGAGAUAAAGACGAUUACUCAUGGCGAACGCAUUACACUGACGUAUAAUCUCUACAUUACCACUGGCCCACUUGAUACCGUGACCCCUUCUACCUCGAUUCUAGAUCCGAAGACGUUGCCAUUAUACCAAGAGAUCAAGAAUGUUCUGGAAAUGCCCGGGUUUCUGAAGACAGGUGGGGUCCUCGGGACUUUCUGCACUCAUGCUUAUCCGCAUACAGCAGACAACGCAACUACUCUGCUUCCGCGGGGCCUCAAAGGAGCAGACUUGGUACUCUAUUCUGUCUUCGAUUCGUUGGGUAUCGAAGUCGAGAUGCUACCCGUUAUCAUAGGUAGUGGUGAAAAUGAUUAUUAUUACGGUUCCUCCUCCGACGAUUACGGUUCCUCCUCCGACGAUUACGGUUCCUCCUCCAACGAUUACAGUUCUUCCUCCAACGACAAACACGGCUCUGAUGACGACUACUAUACAUACGCAAAGCUAGAUGAAAAGGUCCAUAUAGGCCUUUGGCUAGAGCCUCACUUUUCUGUCGACAACUGGGAGGAUGACCCAGUGUCUCAGGUCCUCGAAGAAUAUUGGUCAGAGACAACGUUCGAGAAGCCUGUCACAUGGAUCACAUAUCCAAGAGGUGCAAACUUGCAGGAAGCGAUGGAUUAUAAGACGUACGGAAAUGAACCCACUAUGAGCACACUCUACUCGUACGCUGCUAUCCUAGCAAUCAUACCCCCAUGGGCGGAACGACAGAAAAGGGUUGGAAAAGAUGAGAAUGAGUGA
Molecule: messenger RNA, 1461 nt
Organism: Penicillium daleae
Lineage: Eukaryota; Fungi; Ascomycota; Eurotiomycetes; Eurotiales; Aspergillaceae
Exons: 5
Coding region: 1-1461 (486 amino acids)
Source: RefSeq, a predicted model, not a curated record